AUGCCUAUUCCGGCCACAGCAGUGUACAAGCGGCAGGAAAAAUUGCGCCUUUAUCGAUCCCUAAUUAAGGGUGCUCAUCGAUUCCCCCUCCGCUCUCGUCGUGAGCUGGUUCUGGAGGAGGUACGCUGCACCUUUCGCGAUCCCCAUCAUCUCCAUUUAACCCAACGGGAGGUGGAUUAUCGUCUGUUGCUGGGGUGGGAGCGCGUCGCCGCGAUCUCGACCUACGCACAGAACAUGCACUGGUUCCACUCCCGUGAUGAGGUGACGCGGGAGAUGCUUCUCUUCUCGGAGGCGCGGGAUCGGGAGCGGGCAGAAGAGACCUCGCGUUGCAACUCCGUCGGGAAGGCAAACGUCAAGACCCCCGAGGUGACCGAUUUCAAGUCCACCUACUACCACGUUCACCCGGAUUACCAUCAUAAGAUCGGCGCGACGCCACUCACGCACUCGCGGGAUAUCUGGCGAACACGGGGGCAGUACGGCUCGGAUGUGGGAGGGCCCCGGCAGAAGUUUUUUGUGCGGCGCUUUAAGGCGAUGUUUCCGCAGGGUUGGUGA
This is a messenger RNA of Phytomonas sp. EM1, 552 nucleotides long. The record is from the annotation of a GenBank genome assembly. NCBI's taxonomy places the organism in Eukaryota, Euglenozoa, Kinetoplastea, Trypanosomatida, Trypanosomatidae.